Durio zibethinus is the source of this 2004-nucleotide messenger RNA. RefSeq names its product root phototropism protein 2. The record is from RefSeq and is a predicted model, not a curated record. NCBI's taxonomy places the organism in Eukaryota, Viridiplantae, Streptophyta, Magnoliopsida, Malvales, Malvaceae. Gene Ontology annotation, molecular function: protein binding.
AAAGGCCAAAAAAAAAGGAAAAAAGCAAACCUCAAAAGCGUCAAUAAGAUAAUUGAAAGAAGAAUCUCUAUAAAAAUAAGACUCUCAAUUUAGAAGAUAUCCCGUUCUUCUUAUUACGUUUCUUCUUUCCCCAGUCAGCGCGCCUAUGGCUUCUCCUGAGAAGAGCAAUAGCAAGAUGUCCGUUUCCAUGGAGAGGACCGGCCAGUGGGUUUUCUCCCAAGAGAUCCCAUCUGAUGUUGUAGUCGAAGUUGGUGAAGCCAAUUUCAAUCUUCAUAAGUUCAUGCUGGUGGCAAAGAGCAAUUACAUAAGAAAGCUGAUAAUGGAAACAAAAGAAUCAGACUUGACAAGAAUCAACCUGUCUGACAUCCCCGGAGGCCCUGAGAUCUUUGAGAAGGCAGCAAAAUUCUGCUACAGUGUCAAUUUCGAUACCACUGUCCAUAACGUGGCAGCUCUCCGAUGUGCUGCGGAGUAUCUCCAAAUGACUGAUAAAUACUCCGACAGCAACCUGGCAGGGCGCACCGAAAAUUUCCUCUCACAAGUUGCCCUGUCUAGCCUCUCUGGUGCCGUCGUCGUCCUAAAAUCAUGCGAAGAUCUGCUUCCCAUGGCCGAAGAGCUUAAAAUUGUUCAAAGAUGCAUUGAUGUUGCGAGUGCUAGGGCUUGUAGCCUGGCUAAUUUCCCUAGCCGUACGCCUCCAAACUGGUGGACCGAAGAGCUAUCCAUCCUUGACGUUGAGUUUUUUGGCAGAAUCAUUGGCGCAAUGAAACAACGGGGCGCAACAGCUCUAACGCUAGCCGCCGGUCUCAUAACUUACGCAGAGAGAUGGCUUCGAGAUCUAGUGCGCGAUCACUCAGGCAACGGCAUCAAGUGUUCCGAACCCACAGACUCUGAUCUUCGAAUCCAGCAGCGUGAGCUUUUGGAGUCCAUAGUGGUGCUGCUACCCGCGGAGAAAGCUGCUUUUCCAAUCCAUUUCUUGUGUUGCCUUCUCCGCUGUGCAAUUUUCUUGAAAGCCUCCAGUGCUUGCAAGAACGAGCUGGAGAAACGUAUCUCCGUGAUAUUGGAGCAUGUCACUGUUGAUGAUCUUUUGGUCUUGUCUUUCACAUAUGAUGGGGAGAGGCUCUUCGAUCUGGAUAGCGUCAGGAGGAUCAUAUCCGGGUUUGUCGAAAAGGAGAAGAGCAUGGCUGUUUUCAACGGCGUCGAUUGUAGGGGGGUGAGUUCCUCUGCAAUGCAGAGAGUGGCAAAGACUGUAGACGCAUACCUUGCGGAGCUAGCAACCAUCGUUGAAUUCUCCAUCUCCAAGUUCAACGGGAUCGCCAAUCUCGUCCCUAAAGGAGCCAGAAAGGUGGAGGAUGAUCUCUAUCGAGCCAUUGACAUCUAUCUCAAGGCUCACCCAAAUCUGGAUGAGAUAGAAAGAGAAAAGGCAUGCAGCUCCAUGGACCCCUUGAAGCUGUCUUACGAAGCUCGAGUCCAUGCUUCCCAAAACAAGCGCUUACCCGUGCAGAUCGUUUUACACGCUUUGUACUAUGAUCAGCUGAAGCUAAGGAGUGGUGUUGCAGAUUAUCGCAACGAGCCAAACGCCGUGACCACCAGAAAUCAGUUGCAGGCAGACGUGUCGCUGGUAAAGGAGAACGAGGCCUUGCGAUCCGAGCUUAUGAAGAUGAAGAUGUACAUAUCCGACUUGCAGAAGAAUAAUAAUCAAGCUGGAACUUGUUCAAAGAGCAUGGGGACCAAAAAGCCUACCUUCUUCUCUUCCAUGUCCAAGACUCUAGGGAAGCUAAAUCCCUUCCGAUAUGGCUCCAAGGACACUUCUCAUAUCGAUGAUGGCCAUGGAGUCGACGUUACCAAGCCUAGGAGGAGAAGGUUUUCAAUCUCUUGAUUAAUUUAAUUAUAUAUAUUUAGCUCUUAUCACUGCUGGCUUGUCAUGAUUCUUAUUUUUAUUCUUCUAUGCUUUCUAUAUUUGUGAUGAAAACAAUCUAAAUUUCUUAGUUAUAUACGUUGGUUGAUGAA